AUGGUGCAUAUGACAUCAACCUGUUCUACAGAGGAAAAUAAUCUACCUAGAUUACCGGUACCAACAUUAGCUGAAACAGCACGGAAAUAUUUAAAAACAGUUGCACCAUUACUUAGUAAUGAUGAAUUUAGUGAAACAAAAAAAAUUGUUGAACAAUUUCAACAAGAAAGCGAACCAUUACAAGAAUUAUUAUUAAAACGAGCACAAACAGAAGAAAAUUGGUUAUCACAAUGGUGGCUCGAUAAAACAUAUCUUGAAUGGCGUUUGAAUUUACCUAUUUAUUAUAAUCCAGCUUUAGUAUUUCCUCGACAAUCAUAUAGAGAUUUUAAUGGACAAAUUCAAUUUGCUGCCAAUUUUAUUCAUGGUGUUCUACUUUACCGAUCAUUAAUUGAUAACAAUCAAAUACCAAUUGAUCGUUUUGGUUCAGAUCCUCUUUGUAUGGAUCAAUAUAAAAAAGUUCUUGGCAUAUGUCGUAUUCCGGCAAAAACUAUUGAUCGACUUCAUUUAUAUAAUAAAAAUGGUCAUCGUCAUGUUGCAGUAUUUUAUCGAAAUAAUGUCUAUCGACUACCAGUAUAUGAUGAUCAAGGAAACAAAUUAUCAGCUGUUGUUAUCUAUAAUUAUUUAAAAAAGCUUGCUGAUUUAAAAGAAUCUGAUGAAAAACAAACAUUAAUUGGUCAUUUAACAGCUGAUGAACGACAACUUUGGGCACCUAUUUAUGAACAAUUAUCAUCAAUACCAGAAAAUAAAAAUUUCUUUGAUAUAAUUAAUGAUAGUUUAUUUGUAUUAUGUCUUGAUGAAAGUUAUCAAUCAUCAAAUGAUAAUAUAAUAAAAGAAGAUAAUAAAAGAUCAGUUGGUUUAAAUUUUCUACAUGGUGGUGGAACCAAAAAUAAUACAGCCAAUCGUUGGUUUGACAAGACAAUUCAAAUUAUUGUAGGACCUAACGGUUAUAGUGGUCUUAAUUAUGAACAUUCAUUGGCUGAAGGUGGAAUAAUUACAACCCUUGUUGAUUAUGCUUUGGAUUAUUGUAAAACAGCAGAACCACUUGUUCAUACUAAUGAACCAUCAUUAUUAAGUAAAUGUCGUAUAGUUAUACCUAAAGAAGUCGAACAAUCGAUAAUUGAAAGUGAAAAACGUGUUAAUAAAUUUAUUGAAAAUUGUGAUUUAAUUGUUCAUAAAUAUCCUGAAUAUGGUAAAGAUUUUGCUAAACAAAAUAAAUUAAGCAUAGAUGCUAUUAUACAAGUGGCAUUACAAGUUGCUUAUUUUCGGUCAGUAUUAAAAUAG
Rotaria sp. Silwood1 is the source of this 1281-nucleotide messenger RNA. The record is from the annotation of a GenBank genome assembly. NCBI's taxonomy places the organism in Eukaryota, Metazoa, Rotifera, Eurotatoria, Philodinida, Philodinidae.